Messenger RNA from Culicoides brevitarsis, 1349 nucleotides. Its product is annotated as STAM-binding protein-like A. NCBI's taxonomy places the organism in Eukaryota, Metazoa, Arthropoda, Insecta, Diptera, Ceratopogonidae. Gene Ontology annotation, biological process: protein K63-linked deubiquitination. Gene Ontology annotation, molecular function: K63-linked deubiquitinase activity; protein binding; metal-dependent deubiquitinase activity. Bases 67 to 1221 code for a protein of 384 amino acids. The transcript has 3 exons. Gene Ontology annotation, cellular component: membrane; endosome. The record is from RefSeq and is a predicted model, not a curated record.
UUACUUGAAUUGCGAGAAAAUUUUGACAUUCAGUAAAAACUAUAUAAAUAAAAGUUUUACAGAAAAAUGACUACCGGAAAGAUCAAUUUGUCAGACUUGGGGUUGAUAAAGCCAGAAGAACGUCUUAAGAAAUUGGCAGAAUUCGGAAAUAUGGUUGAAAUAGAUGAAAAUAUUCCUAUUAAAAGGUAUUUUAGAAGUGGUAUGGAAUUGAUAAGGAUGGCAAAUAUUUAUAUGGCUGAAAACAAUUUGGAAAAUGCAUAUAUUUUAUAUAUGAAAUUUAUGGUUUUAUUUUUGGAAAAAAUUCAAUCACACCCAGAAUACAAGACAACUUCACCUACAUUGAAACAACCAAACCAAGCGAAAUUGAAGGAAAUAUUACCAAUAACAGAAAAAUUGAAGGAUAGACUAAAAGACCGAUACCAGAAAGAAUAUACUCAGUUUUUGGCAAGAAAAAUUGAAGACGAAACAAACAUGGUCAAAAAGAGUGAAAAGACUAAUGUAGUUUCCUCCAUGGAAAGUAUAUCAAAAGAUGAUUUAGAACUGAAACCGGUUUUAGACAAGCCGUUACUGCAAAAUGUUGUUUAUCCUAAUGAUUUUGCAGUAGAUACUAAGAGUGGUUCAACAAAUUUAUUAUUGCCUAUUAAGCCAAUAAUAAACCGAAGCUUGAAGCCUUCAACUUCCUUAAUUGAAGGAAGCUUGCGAAAAAUUGUAGUCCCAUCAAAGCUUAUGCAAUCAUUUUUAUUACUUGCUAAAUUAAAUACUUCUCAAAAUAUAGAAACUUGUGGUAUUUUAGCAGGAAAGCUGGCGUCCAAUAAAUUUACCAUAUCUCAUGUUAUAUUACCAAAACAAGUAGGUUCGUCUGAAACAUGUGUCACUGAGAACGAGGAAGAGAUUUUUAGUUUUCAGGAUAAAUACAACUUAAUUACACUUGGAUGGAUUCAUACACAUCCCACGCAAACUGCAUUUUUAUCGUCUGUCGACCUCCAUACACAUUUUGCUUAUCAAAAAAUGAUUCCCGAAUCCAUCGCUAUUGUAUGUGCACCUAAAUAUAACACUACAGGAUUUUUUUGUCUAACUCCUGAACAUGGACUUGAAUAUAUAGCACAAUGUCGUCAAACAGGAUUUCAUCCUCACCCUAGCGAUUUGCCGUUGUUCACACAAGCUAAUCACAUACAACAAGAUGAAAAUGCCAAAUUAGAGAUUAUUGAUUUAAGGAUCUGAAUGAUCUAGAAAAAGUAAGGUAGAAAUCAAGGAUCGGGUAUUUUUUUGCAAUUCAUUUUCAAUGUAAACAAAAAAAUAUGUAAUAAAAAGAAUCGGGCCCGUAUUUUUCGUUUGGGCACCUAAAUAGA